This is a messenger RNA of Cucumis sativus (cucumber), 1767 nucleotides long. RefSeq lists its product as uncharacterized. NCBI's taxonomy places the organism in Eukaryota, Viridiplantae, Streptophyta, Magnoliopsida, Cucurbitales, Cucurbitaceae. The coding region runs from base 105 to 1319 and encodes 404 amino acids. Gene Ontology annotation, cellular component: nuclear inner membrane. The record is from RefSeq and is a predicted model, not a curated record. The transcript has 10 exons. Gene Ontology annotation, molecular function: chromatin binding.
UCUUAAAAGAAAAUCACAUAUAACCAUUCGAAAACCAAAAACAAAGGAAAGAAGGUUGCUGCUGGCGAGAGAAGGCAGGCCUGAAGAACUAACUACGUUGAUCCAUGUCUUCAACUCCGAAGAAGCGAACGAAAGUCAAGCGUAACCCGAAUUCUGAUGUCGGUUCUGGUUCUGGUUCUGGCGUCGAUUCCUCUGUUUCAUCUUCUUCGUUGUUGCUGAAGUCUAUCAAGGAACCGCCUCGCGAUUUCUUCCCCUCGAAGGAUGAUCUUGCUGCGCUCAUUACUGUACUUAUCAUCGCCUGCUUUGUUUUUGUGAGCUGUAACUUCUUCGUAUCUAGACUUUCAAGUCGCCAUCCCAUCCCUUUCUGUGACACCGACGCUGAUUCUUCGGAUUUUAUUUCUGAUGUUUGUGAGCCUUGUCCAAGGCAUGGAGAAUGCCGUGAUGGUAAGUUGGAAUGCCUUCAUGGUUAUAGAAAGCAUGGAAGAUUGUGUAUAGAAGAUGGAGUAAUCAAUGAAGCAGUUAAUAAACUUUCAGAAUGGCUAGAAUCUCACCUCUGUGAAGCAAAUGCUAAGUUCUUAUGCGAUGGAAUUGGGAUAGUUUGGGUUAAAGAGAAUGAUAUAUGGGAUGAUCUAGAUGGUAAAGAGCUGGUGGAAAGUAUUGGCUCUGACAACACUACCCUUAUGUAUGCAAAGAGCAAGGCCUUGGAAACUAUUGGUGGAUUACUUCAAACACGACAAAAUUCUCUCGGGAUCAAGGAAUUGAAAUGCCCAGAUCUGCUAGCUGAAAGUUACAAGCCUUUUACUUGCCGUAUUCGUCACUGGGUUUUGCAGCAUGCUUUUGUUGUUUUGCCAGUUUUCUUACUGCUUGUGGGAUGCACAUGGUUACUAUGGAAACUUUACCGAAGACAAUACCUAACAAAUAGAGCUGAAGAUCUGUACAACCAGGUUUGCGAAAUACUUGAGGAAAAUGCUUUAACGUCAACUAGAAACAGCGGUCAAUGUGAAUCAUGGGUUGUUGCUUCUAGGUUACGUGACCAUCUUCUUUUGCCACGAGAGAGGAGGAAUCCUUUGUUAUGGAAGAAGGUAGAAGAGUUGGUUCAGGAAGAUUCACGAAUAGAUCGUUACCCAAGACUAGUGAAGGGUGAUGGAAAAGAAGUAUGGGAAUGGCAAGUGGAAGGCUCUUUGAGCUCUUCAAUGAAAAAGAAACUGGCCAGCAAAUCCAAUUCCGCCAGCAAAUCCAAUUUCUGGAAGGCAAUAGGAGUAAAUCCUGACCCAAUGUAUCAUAAAAUAGAAAACAACCCAAAGGCAGUAGUUUUAUGACAUGGAGCUCGUUCAGGUACAUGUUAAGAGACGGAAUAGAAGCUUAAUAGGAAAAAGAAUCAUCAGAACAGGUAACAAGUUUAGCAAUCAAUAUUCAAAGUCCAUAAUUAUUAUGCUUUUGCUGUGUUGUAUGGCUGCCAUGAAUUAAUUGAGCGAAGUAUUUGUUUAAGGGCGUGUAAACUACUUCCAUGGCGGCAAAUUUGUAGGGUAGAAGGUACUGUAAUGUAUCAUUAUUCCCUUUUGCUUCUCUCAGGAGGACCAUUUUGCCCCACCCACCUUGAGAAAGGCCAUUUUUGAGAACUUUGUUUGGGUGUGCGGUUCAAAAGUUGUUUCUAAAGAACUGUCUUUUUGUGAAUUAAUAUUUUGAAAGGAGACAAUCAAUCUGUAUUCUUAAACUUUGGAGAUUGUAUUACUCAAUACAUCAAACCAAUAGUUCUAUUUGGAAUAA